This is a messenger RNA of Oncorhynchus mykiss (rainbow trout), 970 nucleotides long. RefSeq names its product cocaine- and amphetamine-regulated transcript 2 (gene cart2). The record is from RefSeq and is a predicted model, not a curated record. NCBI's taxonomy places the organism in Eukaryota, Metazoa, Chordata, Actinopteri, Salmoniformes, Salmonidae. Gene Ontology annotation, molecular function: neuropeptide hormone activity. Gene Ontology annotation, biological process: G protein-coupled receptor signaling pathway; cellular response to starvation; positive regulation of MAPK cascade.
UAUAACUAACUUUCUAGACCAUCAGAUUACGUUUUGUUAAUUUUAAUAAAAAUUAGCAAUCAGAUAUAAUAAAAUAUUAAACUGCCCAUGGCUGUACUCUGUGCACUAGCAAAGACCACAAGAGCAAAAAUAAUUCUGAAGGGCAUUUGCUGAGACAGUUUGGACAGCGUAAUGGGCUUCUUACGUAGGUUAUUAAUUCUCUUACGUAUAUAAGGAGAUCAAUGCUCAAGGCGGAGCAAUUCAAUAUCAAUAGGAAUACAAACACUGAAGAGCAAACAAAAGGAGGCAAAACGGCAGGGAUUGGUCAAUUGAGUUGAAAUAGGAAACAACUUCGCGCGCUCGUAAAGCACUUCUCCAGAUCAGGACCAUGGAGAGCUCUAAACUGUGGACGAGAGCGGUCGUUUGUACAGCGCUGCUGUCCAUCCUAUGUGGUGCUGAAACGAGCGACUCAGAAAUGGAAGUGGAUUUGGAAACGAGAAACAUUCACGACUUCUAUCCACAAAAUCCGAAUCUAACGAACGAAAAACGUCUUCUUGGAGCUCUACACGAAGUUCUAAAAAAACUGCAGACCAAAAGAAUUAAUCCAUGGGAAAAGAAAUUUGGACAAGUUCCCACUUGCGACGUGGGGGAGCAUUGCGCAGUGAGGAAAGGUGCUCGAAUCGGCAAAAUGUGCGACUGUCCACGGGGAGCUUUCUGCAACUUCUUUCUGUUGAAGUGCUUGUGAAUGGAGGUUUAUUGGAUUCAAUCCCCUGUCAUUGUGUUAUUUAAAAGAAACAUAUGUCAUUAUUUUUAUGAAUAUUUUUCAAAUACAGGCGGACUAUAAUUGUCAAUGUUAUGGUGGGACCACCAAUUAGAUAAUGGUACAUCCUAUCGUUUGCUGGAGUUAGAUUAAACAUUUGUGUCACCUAAGUGUUACUGAGCUCUCUAUAUUGUGCAAUAAAGUGUGUCACAACUUAUUUCGUAAUCAUUA